Messenger RNA from Pseudoliparis swirei, 1031 nucleotides. RefSeq lists its product as uncharacterized. The transcript has 2 exons. Bases 1 to 744 code for a protein of 247 amino acids. The record is from RefSeq and is a predicted model, not a curated record. Lineage: Eukaryota; Metazoa; Chordata; Actinopteri; Perciformes; Liparidae.
AUGCACUUCAAAGAGGAAACAGUGCCUGGUGCAGGAGAGCGCCCACCACAAGUAGCUCAGGGAGCUCGUGGGGGUGAACAAGCUGGUAGACAGGCUACCCGGCCGAGAAUUGAGCCCACUAAACCACAAAGGAUACCUCACCAGUGCAAAGGAAGAACCAUCCCCACUGAGGCCCCAGAACCCAUAAAGGACGUCGAAGAGGAGGUAGACGAGGGCACCAGCCAGCUCCUCUCCAAAGAGAAUGCGAUUCUGAGAGGUCAAGUGGAGCUUUUAGAAACGGAUGCCAAACUAAAUGAGGCUCUCCAGAAGGAGUCUCGCCUCAAGAAAAUUGAAGAGAUCAGUGACCUAGAGCUUCAACUCGAAUUGAAGAAGGUCACUGAAGCUGAGACCGACCACAAAUUAAAGCAGUUGGAGGAGGCCCUUCAGCUGCAAAAGGAGAGCCAGUGGGAGCUCGAAAUCAACCUGACCCAGACCCUUCUGUUGCUGAAGAAGAGCCAGGAAGACGCAGAAAUGAACUUGGCUCACCAAAGAGAGACGAGCAAUCAGCUGCAGGCUGCGCUGACCGAGUCAUUGACUCAAUCCAACAGGCAACAGCUCCAGUGGCAAGAAGAAAAGGGCCAUCUUCUCCAGGUCAUGAGCGAAAUCAAAAGCAGCCUGGAGGAGAUAAGAGUGGUCCAAAAGCCCAAAAAACUCUCUUUGCGGAAAAGAAUCGUUCAGUUCUUCAGGCGAACUGGAGGACAAUAAACACGCUCGCCUUCCUGUGACGUGUGGAGUUUGCACAUUCCAUAUUUAAGUUGGGUUUUUUACUCCGGUUGAUCCGGUUCUCCCAACAUAAAAUAUUUCAAUGGAAACAUGUCACAGGCGCACGGGGGUCACGUGAACCGGCUAGAUGCCGGCUCACACACGUAGUGUUCAGGUAACACUACGUGGGCCCAGAAGCAGAACGCACAACCACGACUAAAGCUUUAAACAAGCCGCGUGAACCGGCUCGAUGCCGGCUCACACGCGUAGUGUUCAGGUAACACUACGUG